AUGAUCCCGAUCGUGGCGAAACGGGAGGUCUGCCACGAGGCGGCGGAAGGAGGCCAGCUGAUCAACAACUUUCCCAACGGUAUUUCGUACUUCUGGAAUCAGUCCGGGGGUACCUUUGCCGUUGGUGGAGAAAACCAAACGACACGGUUCCGGUCGCUGCUGCGGUUCGAACAGGCACACCGCUACGUGCCCGCGGGGGCAGUAGUGGAGGCCGCAGAGCUAUCGGUUACAUUCAUCAACUGGAACGCGCCGACUGCCGUACAGGCGUGUUUUAUGACUAAGAACUGGAGUGCCGUUGAGGGGCCCGCACAGAAGUACGUGGGUAGUUUAGAGGGGCGGGGAGAGGGGGGGGGAGGUGGAGCAUGGUCGGGGGACUUUGGGAGUUUGGGGUCCUUGGGCAAUGGAAGUGAUGAGGAGCUGUCCUGGGCUUGUCGAGUCGUGAAAUACACGUCCACUGGUUGGUUGUAUUACCGUUGGAACGGCACCGCAAGCGUUCCCUGGAGUCGCCCUGGUGGUUGGAACGACUGCUCCCCAGAAGUCAACAUCAGUUUUGUCGUACCGUCCGGGAACCGUAACGGUAAUUGGAUUCUGACGGUCCCGCUGGAUCCCGCCAUGGUUGCCAAGUGGCUCGCGAAUAAUGGACGGGACAACUACGGGCUUAUGUUUAGAGGCAUGAACGGCUCCGUACUGCAAAUCGUAACCUCCAUGUACAAGAACGGCACCCUCUACCGCCCCGCACUCUCCAUCACCUACACCACCAACCCCAACGCCACCGCCCCGCCAGCCCCCUCCGCUGCCUCCCCCCUCAACCUCACUGCCGUACCCCGGGUAUGGUGGGUGGGCCCUAACGGGGAUGACGAGGGGAACAGCGGCCACCAGGCGCUGCCGCUCAGAUCCCCUGCGGCGGCUCUGACACUGGCCUGGCCGGGGGACAGCAUCUACCUCAUGACGGGAAUAUACGGGGCCAGCCUCUCCAUCUCCAGGUCCAAUUUGACCAUUCGCUCCGCCCCCGGCCACUGGGCGGUGCUGUCGUCACCUUUGAGCGACCCGCGCUCGAGUGUCAACGUCAUCACCAUCUUCCCUGGAGCAGAUUACGGCAGCCUGACGGAUCUGGAGAUCACGGGCGGCUACUACUACGGCAUCAUGUUCUUCACUUCCUGGACCCACUGGUCCGACCACUCGGUGGGCUGGGCGGCACCCAGCCACUGGACCUUGAGGAACCUUAGAAUCCACGAUACAGGGAGCAGCAACAUCAAGAUGUCGGUUAAGGCCGUUAACAACAGCAUUUCAAAUUGCGAAUUUUACAAUGCCGGUGCAAGGCUCCGCACGUACGGCAAUGGUAUUGAUAUUGUACAAGGGUACGACAUUUCCAUAUCAGAUAGCUAUAUGCACGAUCUUCCUGCGGCUGCAGUCCUCCUCUCGGGCGGCUCGGCGCGCAUAACCAUGCAACGGAAUUUAGUGGAACGAACAGACCGCGGAUUCGAACUGGGUUCCUGGACCGAUACCGAUCUCAUGGAUCAGACAGUUAAUCCAGGCCUGUACGAGGCGGUUAACAAUACCGUUACCAACAACAUUAUUUCCGGAACUGGCGAGGCGGGUAUUAUUCUUCGCUCAGCGCAAAACUCCCUUGUCGCCCAUAACACAGUUUGGCGGGCGCAGGAAUACGGCCAAGCUGCCGUACUUUUGGACGGGUCGUACCACGUACUAACCGCCGGCGGUCCAAACAUACCUGUGCCAUGUGCGGGGGUAGCCAUCAUAGGAAACCUCGUGAUCACCUCCUCCACAUCGAUGCGGGGACCGCUCGUACAGAUCCGCAGUACUGGCCUGGAUACAAAUUCAACCAUCGCAGCGCUCGUCAUGUCGUACAAUAUGUACUACAACGAAGCGGGACUGGGUCCUACGAAUGGCAGCUUCUUUUGGGGUACGGGAGCUAUGUUGGAGGAUCAGCGGUCGACAAGCAAGUUUGUUGGAAAUGCAAGUGGCUGGGCAGCGCAUUGCGGCACGCGGCUUAAACAGGCAAUGUGCGAUGUGGGGAGUGUGGAGGCGGAUCCAAGGCUAGAUGCGGGUUUUGCGCCCCUGCCUUGCAGCCCCGCACGCGGCCGAGUCCCCGCAACCCUCGACAUCUCGGCUCUGCUGCAGCUCAACGUCUCCCUAGCUAAUGCGUUACUGCAGCUACAGCCGAAGUACACUAAUGCUACGGCGAAGGGUACGACAACAGUGACGCUGGUGGAUGAUGACUUCCACGGCCGGCCGCGGCCCGCCGGUGAUGGCGCGCGAGACGCUGGUGCCGUACAGUACGGCGCCGCCGGUACUGUCAAGUCCUUCCCGCCGGUGCCGCUGGCAUUUGCCGGCCGGCCGCCGUACCGCGGCAUUGGCAUGGGCCCUAUGUUUGACAAGGCCUGGCCGUACUAUUUCUGGCAGCCGCGAGUGUGCAAAGACAUCAUCGUUGACUCCAUCAACGGCAAUGACAGUCAACCGUUUGACUACUACAGCGGCUACACCCAGCCGUUCCAAACGCUGGCUGUAGCACUAACGCGACAUAGCAUGUGUGAUCGUAUCUUUCUGCGCGCCAGCCCCGGACAAUAUCAUGUGGGUGCUGUCACGGUGGCGCAAACCAACCUCACCAUCGCCACGUACCCGGGCGACUCGCCGGCGCGCGCCGCCCUCAUGUGUACGAACACGAGUACGAUGCCGUGUUUGUUUAUGUACGGCGGUGCUACUGCACUUAAUAUAACGGGCGUUGAUAUUGUGAUGGCCGGUCCCAACGUAACGGCUGCCAGCUGCAUCCAUAUGAAUGAGGGGGCGGGUAGCGGCUCCAGUUUCUAUUGGUCGUACUUCUCCGAAACCAGCGGCAGGGGAGGCAAUGGCCCGCGGGUAUCCAUCUUCAAGGACAUGAACCUGACUAAUUGUGGUGUCCACGGCAUUAAGUUGAGCACCUACGUGACGGGUGUGGUGCUGGAGGACAUCGCCAUCACCAACACCUCCUCCGCGGGCAUCAUGGUGGUGGGGGGGAGAGACAUCACCGUCCGCAGGUGCCGCAUCUCCAACGUGGCGGAGUCCGGCAUCCGAGCGGGCGGCGGGGUCCGUAACCUGCUCCUGGAGGGGAACCUCAUUCGCAACUACGGCGGUGUGGGCAUCCUGCUGGGCAGCGAGGGCAACCUGGCCUCAUACACGGAUACAGACUGGGCACGGAUGGUGCCUGAGGACUGGCACGAGUGCAUCAAUGCGACUGUGCGGAACAACAUCGUGGACUCCGGGGCAGGCGCGGGAGUUGCUUUCUACUCUGCCCGGGAUUGCACUGUCGUCCACAACACCUUCCUCAACGUGGCGGCGUCCAUGCAGGCUGCCGUACUGCUCAAUGUCAGCCCUAAGCAGAUCGGGCCCACGGCGGAAGUUGGCCCCCCGAACACCAACAUCACCUUCAAGAACAACAUUGUCACGAUGCCGGCCGGGACGCGCCUGCGCUUCAUGGUCCAAACUCGCAUCCUCCAAGGCGCUGUCGUACAAAGGUCGUUGGUUUCCGUACCGCCAUCCGGCAAUUGCUCGUCCAAUGCCACCGUCGCUGACGUGACUCAGAUGCCGCCCAUGCGGCCGCCGUCGCCGCCAGUCAGCCCGGCGGCACCAGGGCUGAGCCGACGGCGGCGGCAGCAGCAGGAGAAGGAGGAGGAGGAGGAGGUGGAGGAGCAGAUUGCAGUGGCAGAAGCGGGCGGAUCGAUGGCGGAGGCGAUGGCGGCGGCAAAGUCGGCUGCGUUUGCGCCAUACGGCAAGGGCGGCGCUGGGAGCUGGCAUGGCCCCGGCGGAGCGCGCGUCGGCGCCUGGGAUGCUGCGGUACGGCCCGCCGCCUCCACUGCCGUCGUCACUGCCGCGGCCAAGAUGUCCGACGCCGCUGACGUCACGCCCGCUUGGUACGGACGAGAAUCCGUCGGCCCAGCAGCGUCGCCUGCCGCACACGACACUGACGCCGCGGCGGCGUUGGCGGCUGCCGCCGCGGCCACAGCCGACGCGGCCGCCGCCAGCGCCGCCGCUAAGGCGGCGGCAGCCGACGCCGUCGCAGCGGCGGCUACCGCCGCCUACGCGACCUACAUCACGCCCACCUCGUCCCUCUUGGACAGCGAUGACGACGCCGGGCUGCCGUCUGCCCAUCAUCGCCGCCGCCGGCUGGUGUCCGUACCGGCGUCCUUCACGAAGCCGUACGUGUACUCCACGGUGGAGCAAGGCCGUAACCCCGACGGCUCCUGCCCCUUCUUCCCGGACUCCAACCCCUGGCACCAGGAUGUGUCGGGCUUGGCCGUACAUCCCAGAAGCGAAGCCAUCAAGAGCAACAUUGGAUUCAAAAAUUUGCAUCUGGACUUCGGUUUUUCAGUUACCAUCAACGGCACAACGUUCCCCGCGGGUAUGCCCAUCAACUAUGUAAACAGCAGUGUAACCCCUCGCUUGCCGCAGAUUGUGUUCGGCCCCAGCGGUUACGGCGAUCCCAACGAGUUGGAGCCUGGCGGCAGUCCCAUCCCAGCGGACGCUGCCGUACAGAACUCAUUCCCCGGCUGUGGUGACCCUCCUUGCUGGGGAGAUCGUCAUUUGAUUGUCAUUGAUAACGCCACGUGUACGUUGUACGAGGCAUGGAGGAGCUUCCCGCCCUCCGUCACCGGCAACGGAGCCUGGCAGGUGGAGGCUUUGCUGCGUUUCAACUUAUCCCGCAACGCCCUGGACCACGCGCUGGGCGCCACGUCAGCCGACGCAGCCGGUCUGCCGAUCAUGCCCGGACUGCUUCGCUACGAUGAGGUGGCGCGGGGCCACGUGGACCACGCGCUGAGGUUCACGGGACCAAGCUCGCGACCCGCGUACGCCAUGCCCGCGACCCACUUCGCCGCCAUUGGCGACACGGGGCGAGACUCGCCGUACAUGGGCAUGCGUGUACGGCUCAAGGCGUCGUACAACUGCUCGCAGUUGGCACGUGCUGCGGAGGUGGUUUGUGAGGCGUUGAAGAAGCACGGCGCAUUCUUUGCGGAUAACGGCCUUCCCUGGGAUUUCGCGGGUGAGGGCACAUCCAAGUGGUACCCCAUUUGGAACGAACUGAAGGAGGUCAUGAAGAUCAAUUCGACGUACAUGGAGGUCAUUGACCCAGGCUGUAUCUGUGUCAACUACGGCUGCACUAUCGCCGAAUGCAACGGGAUGUCCUGGGUCGAUCCCAACGCCCCCGCCACCUACCCUGCCAUCGUCGACCCCGCCACCACCCUGCACUUCGCCAACAACAUAUACUACAAACCCGGCGACAGCGAAAUCGCCAACACCCUCUACGUGGACCAGAGGGUGCCGCCGCUGGGGGAGGGCUACGCCAGCGGCAGCUUGGCGGGCUGGGGGCAGUACCUUGGCGGCGGUAAUGAGGCGGGGAGUGUGGAGGCGAACCCGCUGAUAGAUCCGGAAAGUUAUGCGCCGUCGCGGGAGAGUGUGGCGCGGUGCGCGGCGCCGCUGCUGGCGGAGGCGAGUACGGACUUUUACGGUCGGUCCCGCGGGGCGAUGUGCGGUACGGAUGUGGGCGCGGUGCGUUACAUUUUGGCGGCUUCGGUCAUUCGGGCCGUCCUAGCUGUCGGAGGCGGUUAG
Molecule: messenger RNA, 5598 nt
Organism: Volvox carteri f. nagariensis
Lineage: Eukaryota; Viridiplantae; Chlorophyta; Chlorophyceae; Chlamydomonadales; Volvocaceae
Exons: 19
Coding region: 1-5598 (1865 amino acids)
Source: RefSeq, a predicted model, not a curated record